GGCGCGCACCCGGCGGCAGCGCUGCCGCCCCCGCUCCGCCGGGCUCGCUGCGGACCAUGGCACCGGGGCUGCAGCUCGGCUCCUUCCUCCUCGCCCUCGCCGCCUGUCUCGGCGGUCCCCGGCUCGCUGCGGCCGCCGGAGCAGCCGGCAGCAGGAGGGGCCCGGCGGCCGAUGCGUGCUCUGGCAGGGGGCUGUCAUCAGUCACAAAGAAUAAUGGACUACUCAACAUUACCUUUAAAUAUGACAACUGCACUCCUUACCUGACUUCAGUGGGAAGACACGUGAUUGGAGAUGUGCAGAACAUCACUAUCAGUCAGUUUGCAUGCCAGGAACAGGUGGCUGUGAUGAUCCUCUGGACAGCAAAUGCCAUUGGGAUUGAAUACCUGAAGGGAUUUCGAGUAAUACUUGAGGAAUUAAAAUCAGAGGGAAGACAAUGCCAGCAGAUGGUUUUAAAAGAUCCAAAGCAGCUCAGCCCCAGUUUUAAACGAACAGGAAUGGAGUCCCAGCCCUUUGUAAACCUGAAGUUUGAAACGGAUUACUUUGUAAAGAUUGUUCCUUUUCCUUCCAUUAAAAAUGAAAGUAAUUAUCACCCAUUUUUCUUCCGAACUAGAUCAUGUGAAUUGUUGCUACAGCCAGAAAACCUUGUCUGCAAACCUUACUGGAAGCCAAGGAAUGUGAAUGUUACCCAGCAAGGUUUUAACAUGCAAGUGUCCUUUGAUCAUGCACCUCACAACUUUGGGUUUAGGUACUACUUUCUUCACUACAAACUGAAGCAUGAAGGCCCGUUUAAGCAAAAGACCUGCAGACAGGAGCAGAACACAGACACCACAAGUUGUGUUCUUCAGAACGUAUCUCCAGGGGAUUAUAUCAUUGAGCUGGUUGAUGACACUAAUACUACAAGGAAAACAAUGCACUAUGCACUAAAACCAGUGCACUCCCCGUGGGCUGGCCCGAUCAGAGCCAUUGCCAUUACAGUCCCUUUGGUUGUCAUCUCUGCAUUUGCUACGCUUUUCACAGUGAUGUGCCGCAAGAAACAGCAAGAAAAUAUAUAUUCCCAUCUAGAUGAGGAGAGCUCAGAAUCUUCAGCAUAUGCUGCAGGUCUCCAUGUGGAAAGACUUCGUCCCCGGCCAAAAGUGUUCAUCUGCUAUUCCAGUAAAGAUUGCCAGAAACACAUUAAUGUCAUCCAGUGCUUUGCUUAUUUUCUUCAGGACUUUUGUGGCUGUGAGGUGGCUUUAGAUUUGUGGGAAGAUCUGAAAAACUGUAAAGAAGAUCAGAAGGAGUGGCUUAUUAAAAAAAUAAAUGAGUCCCAGUUUAUUAUCAUUGUAUGUUCCAAAGGAAUGAAAUACUUUGUUGAAAAAAAGAACUGGAAGCACAGAGGAGUAACCAAAGAUGCAGGAAAAGGAGAACUCUUUCUCUUUGCUGUGUUUACUGUUGCAGAGAAGCUUCGUCAGGCGAAGCAGAAUUCAGCUGACCUCUGCAAGUUCAUUGCAGUCUACUUUGAUUACUCCUGUGAGGGAGACAUCCCUGCUAUUCUGGAUCUAAGCACAAAAUACAAACUCAUGGACAAUCUCCCCCAGCUCUAUUCACACUUACAUUCCAGAGAUCUUAGUGUACAGGAUUCAGAGGUGUUUCCUGUUAACAUUAGUAAAAGGAAUUAUUUCAGGAGUAAAUCUGGGAGGUCCCUUUAUGUUGCUAUUUGCAAUAUGCAUCAGUUCAUUGAUCAGGAGCCAGAUUGGUUUGAGAAACAAUUCAUUCCCUUCCCUCCACCUUCUUUACACUACUCGGAGCCUGUCAUGGAAAAGUUUGAUUCAGGCUUGGUUUUAAAUGACUUGGUGAAUAAACAGGUGAUGGAUGGUGAUUUUUACCUGAAAACAGAUAUAAACAUUUCAGUGGGGAAUUCAGACUCUCACUGUAUAAUUCAGCACUUAAACCUUGGAGAAGAUAUAGAAACUCAGGACAUUCAAGGUGGUGGCAGCUCUGUUCUUCAGCCAUUGUUACAUGUUGUUAAAGCUUCAAAUCUGAAAGACAUGCCUCGAGAUUCUGGAAUCUAUGAUUCAUCUGUUCCUUCAUCUGAAUUAUCUUUACCUUUAAUGGAAGGACUAUUGACAGACCAAAUGGAAACGUCUUCCAUUACAGGAAGUGUUUCUUCAUCAUCAGGUUUAGGAGAAGAAGAACCUCCUGUAAUGACUGCUACAAAGUUCUUAGUGCCUGGAAUAUGUAAAGCAGAACUUCAUUGCCACAUCCACGCUGAUGAACUGCAGGCAAUUGCUCCUUUAUAAUACAUUACAAUGUUGUUAUGCAUUGCCACUUUAUCAACAGCCUCUGUUUGUGCUUUAACUACCACACUGUCUCAGCACCAAAUCUACUUGAAGGAACAAACAGCCCCUGAAGAAGAUCUGUUAUUCCAUUUUUUUGUGGCCAGUAAACUUGAAUCUGUUGGUCUUUUUAUAAAAACUCUUUAAUGUGUUGAAAAAUGUAGCAUGGAAAAAUAGAAGAGCAUACUUCUAAAAUUGUUCCUGUUAUAAUUUAAAUGUCUUGAAAUUCUACUGUUUACACAUGCCAUAAUCAAAAUUUACUAUUUUUUGCUAGGAAUAACUUUGCAACUGGACAUAAAAUUGGAACAUUAAGCCUUAGUAAAUUUUGUAGUUGAGCCUCUAGUUUUAAGUGCUGAUGUACUUGACAGCAGAAGUGUUGUAGUGAAUGAGAACAGGAUUUUUUUCAGAAGCAAGAUCAAAUGCCAAAGGUGAGAUCAAGAAAUUCUCCAUCAGAAAAAAAAUAUUUUAUUUUCAAAAUGUUUGAGCUCUUUUCCUCAGUCUCCCCAGAUGUUAAUGUGUCUCAGUAUUCAAUUUCAGUGCAUGUCUCCCUCUUGUGCAUUAAUGGCCUGUCUCUCCUCCACAGUCUGCCUGUGGUGACUCACAAACAGCACCAUACUGAGGCUGAAGGAUCACUCUUAGAAUAGACAAAAAUACAGGUCCUCCAUAUGUUGAGUGAUACCAUGGAAACAAAGUUUCCUAUUUUCUUCCUGAAGGGUAAAUAUAAAGAUUAAAGAGAUGGGAGAAGGAAGACCAUAUUUUAUAUUGAAGAUAUUCAUGGUUUGUUCAGCCAUGAGAGACAUGUACUUUAUGGGGGCUCAUAUUAUCAUUUGAGGACAUGAUGCUACAAAACUGGAGUAAAGCAAGCCAAGACAAGCAGUUAACAGGCAGGAAUACUUUGUCUUGAGCCAAGCAGUGAACAGCAGCCAGUGAGUUAUUUUGCAGUUUACACUACUUACCAUCACUUUGUGUACUGUCACUAGUGUUAUAUUAAGGAAAAAUGCAAAAACCACCACUGGCUGUGUUUAUCUGCUGACACCGAACAUACAUGUCCUGUUUCCUGCAGUGGCCAGGUGGGUAAAUCUUCAUCCAAAAUGUCCCUCCUGUUUCCAAGCAGCAACUUUUCUGAAGUUAAAUGCAUCUCUGUAACUGCAGUUCCAGGCAUCAGUACAGUAAGCAUGGAAACAGCAAAUACUAAAGGACACCUCACCAAUGUGCCUUUUCUCAUUCUGGUCAUGGAGUCAAAUUCUGUCUCAUUUAACCGGUAUUCACAUUCCACUAGCAGGAGGUUACUUUAAAGAUAAUUAAGGGAGAACUCAAAUACCUCAAAUAUUCUCUUGGUUUUAAUAGAUGAGAAUUAGACAUUAACUGUUACAUUUUAUUAUCCAUUUUAAUAGCAUGAGAUAGAACUAUUAAGUGAUGAUUUUGGCUGAGUAGCUGUAAAGCUUGCAGGUUGUUUUCUUGGGUUUUGUUUUGGUUUGUAUCAGUUUCUUUGUAUCAGUUGAUAUUUAAUCAUUGGAAUUUCCAAACAAAAAGAGAUGGAGAUUGUUUUCACAGAUAGAGUAAGAAAGUAACAAUUAUUUGUGUAUAACUCUUAAUGGCAGAACUCUGACAUGCUUUGCAAUUGUAAUAUGGAAUUCUGUGAUCAUUUGGAUCAGCAUGUGUUGGAUCUGGAGGGCCUUUUCCAUUACUGAAAUGUUCCUUAUUCUCUCUGCUUUCGGAAUUUCAAAGAGCACUACCUGGAAAACUUCAAUUUUACACGCGUAGUGAAUCAUCUACCCCUUUAAUGAUUUUUUUAAGGCUGUGCCUUGGACCUUAUUGGAGGCAAAAUUCUCCAUGUUUUCCCAUUGCUUGAAGGUCAGACUAGGGAGAAUUAUUUAGAGGUAAAUGCUCCUCCACUAAAUCCAGUGCAGUUCUUGUUUUACUGGAGAAAGGGUUAAGCUUGUAUAAGAGAAGGCAGAAAGGUGACACAAUUUGUAUGCUGUGUGGUGAAGAUCUGCUGUGCAUAGAAAUGCCAAAGCUGCACAAGAUGAGAAGGAGGAGGUGGAGGCAAUUUCUUAGCAGUGAGCUGGUGAAGGUAAUGCUGCUUCCAUCCAUGGGAAGUCCCAGCUCAUUUACGGUUAUUUAAUGCUGGGCUAAAGGUUGGGAAGAUUUCCUUGUUCCGUUCAAUUCAGUGGCAGAACUGGUAUUUUGAAAUGAAAUUAAGUUUUUGUCUUGAGCUCUAAGAAAACUGAGUGUUGAAAAGGGAUGAAGGCAGUUGCACAAAGAAUCACUUGUCAUUAAUGAUUUUUUUAAUUUGUUCAAAAUUUGCUGUACAAUCUUGUACAUUAUUUGUUAAUUAUGAAAAGUCUAUGCAGAUGACAGUCAAAUCUAGGAGUGGGAGGGAAGAAAAAUUCCUUUAUUCCUUCUUAGCUUAAGGUGGAAGCAGCAUAUUAUAUGUACUCAGAAGAAAGACAAUAUAAUUAAGUGAAAAUAUAGAUUAGGAUGGCCCACACCUAAAGUUUACAGAAAUAAGAGAAUACUUAAUCUAACUUAGUAUAGCUUUUUUAUGAAGCCACAGUUCUUAAAUAAUUAGAUGUUGUGUAUAUUGAGAUACUGGAAGAACAUAGUACUGAAUUGGCAAGAGCUCUUUAUGCUGGGAGUAGCAGCAAAAAUACUUGUAAAAUUAUUUUUUUAAAGAUAUGUUAACACACAUAGUAGAGGUUAGCUUACUACUGUUUUCAAUUCUAAACAUCAUGUUAAUGGUGAAAAGAUCCCUUUAAUUUCUGCUACACUCAAGUGUGUGGACGUUGGAUAUUUUAUAGUGUAUUUUCUGGGAGGGUAAAAAAACAUUGGAAAGCUGAAGGCUCAGGAUGUGACAGUGUGUUCAGCAUUUUGAAUGAGGAGUAUAGGUGCCAUAAUUUGUUCCUGUCUAUGGACACAUCAACUGUUGAAAAUAGAAUGCAUCUGACAUUUGCAGAAAUAAUGUUUUAUCAUACUUUAAUUUAGAAGUUAAAUACCAAAAUAAAAUAUUUUUGUUCCAUUU
This is a messenger RNA of Poecile atricapillus (Black-capped chickadee), 5337 nucleotides long. RefSeq names its product interleukin 17 receptor D (gene IL17RD). The transcript is spliced from 13 exons. Lineage: Eukaryota; Metazoa; Chordata; Aves; Passeriformes; Paridae. Bases 57 to 2279 code for a protein of 740 amino acids. The record is from RefSeq and is a predicted model, not a curated record. Gene Ontology annotation, molecular function: interleukin-17 receptor activity.